ACCUAACCAUCAUAAAACCCUGAAUAAACCCUUCCAACAAAUCCCCCAAAUUGAAAAAUUAGGUCAAAAACAAAACAAAAUCCACAAUGAAUCACAUCGAUGCAGCAGAAGAACGAAUCGUAACAGAGAGAUUGAGGCAAAAGCUCAACGAAGUUAAUUCCGCUGCUCAAUCUCAGCUCGCAGUUGUUCAGGAUCACGUUAAUUUCACUCUCCAGAAAGCGUACUUUAGAUGUGCGUAUGAGUGCUUUGAUAGGAGGAGGAAGCAGGAUGAUAUAAGUAUGUGUGUUGAGAAUUGUAGUAUUCCUGUUCUUCAAGCUCAGAAUCUAGUUGAAGGCGAGAUGGCUAAGUUUCAGGAACGACUGAAUCGGUCACUUAUGGUUUGUCAAGACAAAUUCGAGUCUGCCAAACUCCAAAAUGUUAGGACUGAUGCAACAAGGGAUAUGGAAUCAUGUGUUAACCAGUCGGUCGAAGAAAAUAUCAAGGCGUUACCACAUUUGGUUGCAAAGUUGAAGGCUUCUCUCGCCAUUGAUUCUACAAACGAGUAAAGUCUACAUCCUUCUGUAAUAGUUUACGAAUCACAUUGUUAUCAAGAAUCAAGAUUCGAGACCCAUGGAGAGCUAUUGACAUUCUUUUUUGAACCAAUAAUAUGUUGAGGACCGUAUAACUUACUUAUGUGUUUUGACUUGAUCGGAAUUGUUUGCUGUGAUAUUGUUGUGCAGCAGGCAGACGGGUAUUAAAAUUUUAAGUGAUCGGAGAAUUCAGCAAAUUUUAAACGUGA
Molecule: messenger RNA, 778 nt
Organism: Helianthus annuus (common sunflower)
Lineage: Eukaryota; Viridiplantae; Streptophyta; Magnoliopsida; Asterales; Asteraceae
Product: protein FAM136A
Exons: 3
Coding region: 87-545 (152 amino acids)
Cellular component (GO): cytoplasm
Source: RefSeq, a predicted model, not a curated record